UGCUGGCAAGAGGAAGAAGCAUAACAAAAGUUUUUUUGCAUUGUAAAAAGUGGAAAAUUCCACCCACAUAAAUCUCACUAACCGCAAUAUAUGGUCAAAAACCACAAUAUCACACGAUCGAUGAUUGAAUAGAGGACAAGUCGAAGAGUAUCCGUAAAUUAAACGGAAAAAUGGGGUUUUAUUAUGAUGAGCUGCCACCACAAAUGGCGUCAUAAUUCUCUUUGUUGUUGUUUUUCCCUGCACCCCAAAAAUACGUAUUAAACAAAUAUUUGUGUGUGACAUUAACCCAAAAAUGCAUCAUAUAUGGCAAUGACAUGGAAAAAUGAACAGCUAAGGACAAGAGCAGCAGCAAAACCAAAACAAAAUUCAAAGCCACAGCUGAUUUCAAGUCCUUUUUCCCCCGCCGCGUUCUCGUCAUGGAUCCACAAAAAAUCACCGAAUUGGCAAAUUUACUGCGACAAAAUGGUGAUAAAAUAUUAAGCUCAGAGUUUACGCUAACAUUAUCAGGUUCACUGCUGCGCGCUUUGAAUGAUUCGUUUACAUUGAUUGCUGAUACGGAAAUCAUUGCCGGGGCUGGGACUGGCACGACGCACCAUCAUCAUCAUAAUCGGCACUCGCAUCACCACCAGCAGCAUCAGCAAACCUUUCAGGUGGUCAAACCCAUCAAUGCCAAGUCCAGUGUCUUCCCUGAUCUGCAGCUGCUGCAUGACUUUGUGCAGAAAACAGCGCUGCUAAAGUUAACAUAUUUCCCCAGCGAACUUUACUUUGAGGGCGCUAUCGAUAUAGCCAAAUUUCGGGCAUUGCGACGCCUGGAAGUGCACAAAAUCAGCAUUAAUCAAGUGGUGGGCAUUCAGCCGCUGCGUGGACAACUGCAGCAUUUGAUUUGUGUGAAGAGUCUGGCCAGUGUGGACGAUAUAAUUACCCGGUGUGGCGGCGACAAUUCCAAUGGAUUCGUGUGGAACGAACUGCAAACGGCAGACUUUAGCUACAAUUCGUUGAGGAGUGUGGACACUGCGCUGGAGUUUGCCCAACAUUUGCAGCACUUGAAUCUGCGACACAACAAGCUCAUCUCUGUGGCGGCCAUCAAAUGGUUGCCGCAUCUCAAGACACUCGAUUUGAGCUACAAUUGUCUCACGUAUCUGCCGCAGUUCCACAUGGAGGCAUGCAAGAAGCUGCAGCAGCUGAACAUUAGCAACAAUUACGUAGAGGAGCUUCUGGAUGUGGCCAAGCUGGAUGCCUUGACCUCGUUGGAUCUAUCGGAUAAUUGUUUGCUGGAGCACUCGCAGCUGCUCCCGCUCAGCGCCUUGAUGACGCUGACUAUGCUAAAUCUACAGGGUAAUCCCUUGUCCUGCAACCCGAAGCAUCGCCAGGCCACUGCCCAAUAUCUGCACAAGAACACGGCAUCGAUGAAGUUUGUGCUGGACUUUGAGCUACUCUCCAAGUCGGAAAAGGCACUGACUGGCAGUCAAAAGUGGCGCUACAUAGGCUCCCAUCGUGUGCCCAGAAGUGGUCCGGUGUCCAUCAACAGCUCCAGGACUUCCAUCAACACCAGCGAUGGCUCACAGUUUUCAAGCUUUGGCUCGCAGCCUUCGGGUUCGAUUCGUGGCAGGGAUUACGCCUCGGAGACGGAACAGCAUCCUGCCAUGGACGUCUUGCAGAGCAGCAAAAAGCAAAACUCCAAGAAAAGUGUCAGUAAAAUCCGUCGAGCAGACAUCUCCGAAGACACCGAAGAUGUGGCAGAAGCGAGAGCAAUUCUACCCCCGCCCAAACCCCAACCAGAGCCAGAGGAAUGUGCCACCGACUCCUCGCAUCUGGAGACCAAGAAACAAAUCGAAACGCUGCGACUCACGUACGGCAAUGAGUGGCUAAAGACGGGCAAUGCAGAGCUCAUGCUGGGCAUAGAGUCGCCACAGCCCAGCGAAAAGGAGAGGAAUGCCUCGCGGCAGCAGUUCAACGAGUUUCUGGGCGAAUUCUCCGCCCCAAUGCAGGCCAAAAAGGAUGACCAGGCAGCAGGAGAACCUCUAAACGUUAGCUCCACUCCCACAAACAACAGCAGCAAGUGGGGCGCCUCCUUUAACAACACUUUGACGCCCAUCAAAACGGAGAGCCAGGAGGCUGCAAAUCAAACGCUGUACGAGACCUGUAAUGAGAGUGGAGAGACCAACUACGAGAGCAUUGCAAGUAGCACGAAGGAGCAGUCGGAGGAGCAGAAACCAGCGGAGGCAGAGCAGAAGCAGGUGGAGGAGGAGGAGGAUCAUUCGCAGGAUAAGCACAAGCAACUAUUGAGUCUCUAUGCAAGCGGAUCAAAUGCGAUAGAGGAAGAGGAACCAGUUUCCGAUAUGGAACCCGACGAGGAGACGUACAUUGUCUAUCAUGAGCACAAGCCCAGUGUGCCUUUGUUCUUGACGAUUUCUUCCAAUUUUAUACGCGAAAAGGAUACAUUGAGUGAACGCACCAAAACCAAAUGGAGCCUCAAAAUCCUCGAGUCUUGCGAGCGUUUAAAAUCAAAUACUUUACGCAUAAAUUUUGAUACGCUGCGCAAGGAUAAGCAAGAGCGUAUCUAUUGUGUGGAGAAUACAUUGUGUCAGGAACUGGAAAAGAAACUUCGGGAUAUACUCUCCCAGCGUGAUCUCACCGAAAUGAACAUCAAAAUCUAUCGCUGUGUAAAUUGUUUGAUACAAUUUUCCAUGGAACAAAAGAUCAAGCGUUAUAAGACAGAGCAGCUACGUUGUCCCGACUGUCGCAGUGUACAUGUGGCAGAGGUCACAGAUCUCUCCACAUCGCUGGAUAAAGCCUCCGCUAUGGAGGUGGCAGCCGAACCCAAACUGUCACCCGCUUUAAUCGUGGAGGAGUCGACCCCUGUGGGUGCACCACAAACCACGGAGGAAACCAAUAGCAUUGUGGCCCUCUCCAGGCUUAAAACAACCGCUAAAAACACACCCAAGCGUAGGAGUUUGAUGCAAGCCACUAAAAGUUCGGCCAAUAGCCUGAAUGAAAGCAGUUCCUGUUCGAAAAUAACCAAUUCCCAAAGCUCCUUCGACUCCAAUCAGUCGGUGGUGGGUAGCUCCAAUACAGAUCGAGAUCUGGAGUUUCGUGCGAAUGAAAGUGAUGUGGAUAUCAUCUCGAAUCCAAGCCAAUCCUCUAUCGAAGUGCUGGAUCCAAAUUGUGUGCAGAGCGCCAGUCGAAAGACCUCCGAAGAUCGUCGAAUAUCGCAGUUGCCGCAUUUGCAGGCGUUGCAUGACGAGACGCAGAGCUUUAUAGAGCGAGAAUUUGGGCAGCAAAUGAGGCUGGAAGAGGCGGCAGCAGCGGCAGCAGCAGCAGCACCACCACCUCCAGUGGUGGCCCAAGUGCAGCUAACAGAGAGCUCCUCUUCGGGCUCUGUAACAGAUAGCAUUUGCACCACCUACGAGCAGCAAAAGGAGGCGAUCAAGGAAUCCUCCAAUAAUAAUCAUUUAAAGAAAGCCGAAGAGGUGGCCGCGCUGCCCUUUGCUUCCGUCUUCCAGUCCACAAACCUGCUAAUGUCCAGCUCAAAAAAACUAAUCGAGGCGGAGGCCAGCAGUGCAGCAUCAACCGCAUCUGGCGUGCAGCCUUACAAAUUCAAUUACAGCAACUUUAACGACAUUGAUCAUCGCCUGAAGCUUUACUUUUAUCAAACGAAAUUCAAGGAGCAGGACGAACACUUCAAAUGGCUGGCCAAAGGACGCAUCUACAACGAACAAACACAGACGCUGAGCGAAGGUCUCAUAGUCAUGUCCACCUGUAAAUUGUAUCUAAUGGAGGCCUUUGCCGCGCCCCACGAUGAUGUAUCCAAAUGGUUGAGGCAGGUCGUCAGCGUCACGGUGGAUCGAUUGGUUGCCAUUGGAGUGCUGCCCUGGAAAUUGGGUCUAUCCUUUAGCCUAAGAGAUUGGGGUGGCUUCGUGCUGCUGCUGCAGGAUAUGCUAAGGACUGACAGUCUGCUGCUUUACAUGCAAGACAAUGCGCUGCCAACGCAAUGCAAAGUGCUGCAACAGUCAUCCCCCGCAUUGAAAUCUGUUUGCUCGGAGCCUGUAAAAAUGUGUGCAAUCCUCGGCAGUUGCCAGACUAGUUGUAACGAAGAGAAAGGAUUGUCCUUUGAACCUUGUCUACUCUUAAGCACCGAUUCCCAAAUGCAAAUCUGUGGUAAUGGCAAAUGGGAUUGGCUUUCAUCAAAGAGCCAAGAACUCGACUUGCAGCCAGGUCUCACGCAGCCCAUGAGCAAUCUAGUGGAUGUGGAGCGUCUAACGGAUGUGGAAUAUGUUAUCAACUUCAUAGAUGAAACCGAAAACAAGUGCGAAAUGUGGAAACUAAACUUUGAAACGUAUGCCAAUGCCGAAUGCUGUCUGAAUGCUGUAGGACAGACAUGGGAGCAGCUCUUUGGAGUGCCAUUCAGCUACGCGGGCACGUAACAUUCGUAGCUCUCUUUUUCUGUGUAUUUAAGGGACCAAUAUGUCAGACAGAAACAAAGUUCGGUGGACUAGCUUUAUUACAGUUGGAGAAACCCCCUAUAUGUUUUAGGCUGUAUGUAGAUUUUUUUUUCAAAAUUAUGGAAUGUAAAAAUGAGAGUGGAAUGGUUGGGACUUACCCACGAUACGAUAUGAAACGAUAUACGAUGUAUAUAUUUAUGAUUAUAAUUAUCCAGUUUAUGAAAAUACUGAGAAGUCUCUGCAAUAAUAAUUAAAAAA
Molecule: messenger RNA, 4700 nt
Organism: Drosophila subobscura
Lineage: Eukaryota; Metazoa; Arthropoda; Insecta; Diptera; Drosophilidae
Product: serine/threonine-protein kinase 11-interacting protein
Exons: 9
Coding region: 417-4424 (1335 amino acids)
Cellular component (GO): cytoplasm
Molecular function (GO): protein binding
Source: RefSeq, a predicted model, not a curated record